This is a messenger RNA of Scedosporium apiospermum, 1797 nucleotides long. Its product is annotated as putative C6 transcription factor. The record is from RefSeq and is a predicted model, not a curated record. Gene Ontology annotation, biological process: positive regulation of transcription by RNA polymerase II. Gene Ontology annotation, molecular function: DNA-binding transcription factor activity, RNA polymerase II-specific; transcription cis-regulatory region binding; zinc ion binding. The coding region runs from base 1 to 1797 and encodes 598 amino acids. NCBI's taxonomy places the organism in Eukaryota, Fungi, Ascomycota, Sordariomycetes, Microascales, Microascaceae. The transcript is spliced from 2 exons. Gene Ontology annotation, cellular component: nucleus.
AUGUCGACCCCUUCCCAGAGAAAACGGCCGAUGCCCAUUCUCCGAGUUCGCACGGGGUGCCUGACGUGCCGACGGCGCAAGAAGAAGUGCGAUGAACGAAAGCCGAUGUGUCGGGGUUGUGAGAGGAAUAGACUGGAAUGCUCCUGGCCGCAUCCGGAUGAUAUCACGGCGCCGAGGCGCGCUGCUGGUCGACGGGGAUCGACAACGAAGCCGGCUGCUAGUGUUCCAAAUGCAUCGGAAACGCGAAUGACGGAAAAGAACCCCGCCGACCAGUUGAUCGAACUUCUCGAUGAUGCAAUUCACGUAUCGCCUAAUACUCCCUCUGCGUCCGAAUCACCAGGCUCUGCUCAUUCUCCUGGGGGAAGCACCAGCUCCUCAUCAACAGGCCAUGAUAUCCUGGCCAUUAUCGAUCCUGGUCCGUCUCCGUUGCCCCCUGGCUCGGCGGUACACGACCCCACCAUAAUCGACCCGUCGUAUAUUCUUCCCUCACUCGAUCUCCUCGACUGUUCCUUCGACAAUGGACAGCCGGCAACAUCCUCCCCCCUAAAUGAGUUCGGCACCCUUGUGAAUUCGAAUACACAUAUGCCCAUCAGCAACGAGGAACUAGACGUGGAAGUUAUCCCUAGGAGCCUGAGCCUUCUACCCGGUUUGGCGUCCGGCUCGCUCGACCUGCUCAGCCAUUACCUAGCAGUAACGACAAAAUGUAUGGACAACGGGUCGGGGGUAGACGAACCAUUUGUGGUCCAGUUCAUACCUCUUGCAUUUGGAAGCGAUCUCGUCCUGCACCUGAUCCUGACCCAAAGUGCUGUCCAUCGCGCCGUCGCGAAGAAGAUUCUAGAUGCAGACCCCUUGGCCUCUGGACAUUACAGCCAAUCCAUCACGUUAUUCCAGCAAGGCAUGUCUACCUAUGAUGUGGGUACUCAAGACGCUCUGCCGCUAGCUGUUGGCGCGCUGAUUAUGUGUUUUGUCGAGACGGUGAAAGGGGAUAACGACGGAUCGAUUUUUAACCAUUUGAUGGCCGCGCGCUGGCUGCUCAAGGCAGUACUGUCGAGCCAGCACUCCAAACUGUCCAAAAGCCUCCGCGACUUCCUCAUCGAGUAUUAUAUUUAUACAGCUGCGGUGAGCAUAAUAUCGAUCGACUGCCGUGUCGGGCCUCAGCUCCUCCUUGCUGAGGAUUUCGAGGAACACUCAAGCACAUUAGAAUCGAGUACAUAUAUCGGUUGUUUAUGCGGCUGUUGGCUGGAGCUACUCCUGCUGAUACCAUCUGUAUUCAACAUCGGGCGAAGGUUCCUUUCCGAGGAAGGGGCGCGUCGUCCACUUGGUGUAGACGACUUGAUGAACUUCGCGAGUGUCCAAGGCAAGAUUCAAUCAUGGGCACCUCGCGCGACGGUACGCCUCGAAACUGCGCUAGCGGGGCGAAUUUUCCAACAGGCAAUGCUUGUUUAUCUCUAUACGACCUUAAGCCCCCUAUCCGCCUCGGAGUCGGUGUCUUCUCACUCUUCCGCCGUCAAAGGCGCCGUCGUCAAGGGACUCGAAUACCUCUCCGAGCUUCCAUCCACAGCCCGCGUCAAUACGAGCUUGUGCUGGCCCAUAGCCGUUAUUGGCUCUUGUGUUGAGAGUUUGGAGCAACGCCAAUACCUCCAAAAUCGAUUGGAAGUUAUGUUUUCAGUUCUGGGUGUCGGUAAUAUCCGCCAGACUGCCCUUUUGUUAGAGAAAUUGUGGGCUACUCCAAAUCCUAGUCCUUGGUCUAUUUGUCAGUUGAUGCAGGAGCAUCGGAUCUGGACAUCAUUUGCCUAA